Messenger RNA from Closterium sp. Naga37s-1, 1962 nucleotides. The record is from the annotation of a GenBank genome assembly. Lineage: Eukaryota; Viridiplantae; Streptophyta; Zygnematophyceae; Desmidiales; Closteriaceae.
AUGGCCAGCUGCAUCUGGUGUCAGCUGGUGGUGUCAGAAGAAACUUUCCAGCCAACAUCGCUUUCCACAUUAUUUGAUGCUGCAUCAGACUGCACAACAGGUGAUAAGAUCACUUGUGAUUCUCCUUUGCGGCUUGCAACAGUCCACGAAGCAGAGUUCUCAAAUCAAAAUGAAGGUGCAUGUCUAACUGACAUGGUACUCAAUGAUGUCGAUGCACCCAAAACCCCCUCCAUGGAUGAAAAAGGCCCUGCUGAUGGCUUGCUAGCAAGUCAAGCUGAAGAUUUAUAUGAGACUUAUGCAGAUCCGUUGCGAACCCGUGAAAGCAAGGAUGUUCACGAGAAUUCCACUGAUGAUAUGCUAACUCGUCCAACUGAGACCCGGGAUCUGAGCGUAAGUGCUGUGUUACAACAUGAAUGUGACGACCUUUAUCAACAGCCAGCAUUUGCGGUUACGGCAUGCCAAGCAUUUGAUGCAGAAGCAGACGGCAUAGAAGAGAACGGGCAACUACAUUCUCCUGCACAUGCGAUCGGGGGCUCAGAUGCAGAGCUGUUUCCAUCACUGUCAAAAACGUCAGACAUCGUGAAGCCAUUUGAGGAGUCUACUGAAAGCGAUACAGCUUUUCCUGAAUCCGGGCAGCUCAUUGAGUCUCUACCGCAGAAUUCCACAGCGAAGCUGACGACGGGGGAUCACAAUAUCGAUGUGCUGAAAAAACCCCUUGGUGAUCAACAGCUUUGUAAGCCAGCUGGAGAGCCAAUGCAGCUCGCCAUGUCAAUGAUGGCAACUGGUUCAGAACCAGAAUGCCUGGAUUCAAGUGUUUCUCCGUGGGUUCAGUACACAACCAGCAAGGAUAUGGAACCAAGUGGGCUGGUUUUGGGCUACGAUGCCCGUACAGAAAAAUCGUUGACCAACGAAGCUGAUGGUCCGGAUAAGCCAAAGUCAGCAGUCAUGGCUGACCAUUUGAUUGGCACCAAUGAAAACGUCAUACAAGAAAAUGCAAAUCUGUCCGAGACUUCUGAGGAAACCGAUAGCAUUCUUGAAGUUCGUGGCACCAAACGAAGUGACUGUUUGGGUUUGGAGGGGCAUCCUCUGGAUGAGCCGAACGAGAGCACUUGUGGAGACGUUUAUUCUAAGCGGUUGAAGACCACUGUGAUCUCAAGAAACAAUGCCCGUGGAGGUUCCCUUCAGCCUACUUGCCGCAUGUCACUUGAUGAGUGGCUAGGAUCAGGAUCUCGUUCAGAUAUUAAGGAACUUGUGGAGGGCCAGCAUCUGGAGCAGCAAAUUGUGCCCCUCGCUGGGAAAUCGGAUACCGAUCAAGAUAAACUCAUUGGUGUUCCCAUAUCCCCAUAUGCUGAGUCAGCAUCUGCAGGUUUAUGUGUAUCUGGGCCUCAAACUGUGAACAGCAAUGAUAGCUCAUCUCAGAUUCAGGUGCCCUUGAAGCCGGAUGGUACAAACGUGGAAGAAAUCCGUGUGGAGGCCCUUGAAUCACCAUCUAUGCCAGCAAUGGUGGCAUCAGCAGUGCCCCUGGACUUGCCAUGCCACAAAUCAGCUACUACACAGUUGCCGGUGGACGGGGAGGGAGCGGCAAACGACCUGCCUGCUCAGAUGUGCAACCAACCAAUUUCGAUGCCCCUCUCCGGUGAAGCUGUCAGAUGCCUUCAUUCAGAAGAUGUUCCUGUUGGACCACAUGCAGAGAUCCUGACUGGGGCAGGCUCAACACUCACAAAAGAGAUUGUGGUCGAAAAUGUUGCUGGAAUUUCCAUCACUGCUAUCGAAAACGAGCAAGAUGGAUUGCAGAAGCCGACAAACUCAGGGGAAUCAAGUAGUGGCCCACUCCAUCAGGGUAUUGUCGACUCUACAAGUGAGGGAGCCAAAAAAGGGAGAAAGGGCAAAGGCACUCGUGCACUACAGAGGCCUGAGAGAAACUCGGCUGGAUCGAAGACAUGCGGGUGCAGCAUCAUGUAG